Messenger RNA from Callorhinchus milii (elephant shark), 2249 nucleotides. Its product is annotated as ubiquitin carboxyl-terminal hydrolase 47. Gene Ontology annotation, molecular function: cysteine-type deubiquitinase activity; cysteine-type endopeptidase activity. Gene Ontology annotation, cellular component: nucleus; cytosol. Bases 325 to 1614 code for a protein of 429 amino acids. Lineage: Eukaryota; Metazoa; Chordata; Chondrichthyes; Chimaeriformes; Callorhinchidae. The transcript has 13 exons. The record is from RefSeq and is a predicted model, not a curated record. Gene Ontology annotation, biological process: protein deubiquitination.
GUGGGUUGUUUGCUGUGUAGUUUGAAAUGUUUCAUGGGAAAUCUUUGUGGAGUUUCACUUUCUGUAUUAUCCAAGUUUAAACAAUGGCGAGAUGUGCUGAAGCUGGCAAAGCAAUUUCCUUAACAUUGCCUUCACUGAAGAAGUAAGAACACAAACGUCUCUCUGCAAAAUAUGUCAAACAGAAGAAAUAUUCACAACAACAUGUUUCAAGAUACAUCACAGACUCCACUGUGCAAUCAUCUGACACUACACGAGGCAUUUGUCAGGAAUCGAAAUUCAUCCCAGCUUGAUCCGCGUUAUCGUUCCCAUAACUGACACCAGGGAAUGAAUACUUUUGAUCCACACUUUCAACAUCUGAAAACCAUUUUCAGACAUCAUUUUCAUCCACACUUUCAACAUCUGAAAACCAUUUACAGUUAUCAAUUAUUCACAGUUUUCAAUCCUCGGUCACGGAAGCAGCAGGAUGAUUGUGACUCUGACCAUUCCACACAAGAUGACUUUGGUACCAAACUGGUUGCCCAGGAGUGUGGUAGUCCUCGUAAUUCAAACUCCGUAACUACUCCAUGGAAAAAACCCUCACAACAAGACUCCACUCCUGCACUAAAGGAUGAGUUUGUGGGACUCACCAACACAGGCCUAAACUGUAGUGUCAAUGUCCUUUUACAGACAUUGUACAUGAUUCCAGAAUACAAAGACAUUAUUAUGAGGUAUGGAAGGAAAAGCAAUCUGAAGGAAAUGGAUAACAGUGUCUUGUACAAACUCUAUCAAGUGUUUCAAAAUUUGAAUUCCAAAAAGGAAGUCGUGAGAGUCGAAGAGUUUGUUCAGUGUUUAAAGUUACACCACAUCAAUGUUGAAUUCCAGAUGGAUGUUGAAGAACUCUUUCGUUCACUCAUGCAUAUGAUCCAGGAAGAGCAAAAGUGUAUAAAUAGAUCUGUAAGUCCUGCAGAAACUGAGGUUGAAGAAACUAACAUUUUUAGCUUUACUACUGAGGAGCAUACAGUGUGUUCAGAAUGUGAAUCGGAGUUCACUCAAAAAGAAGAAAUGUUGAAUAUCCCUCUUUCUCUUCAUAACCCUGCAUGUGAUACACCUUAUGAGUCUAUAGAGAAAUCAUUUGAAGCUUUCUUUAGUUAUCAUCAGUUAGACCAAGAAAACGCAUUCUACUGUGACAAAUGUGAAUGGAAAACAAAAACAAAACAGCAGUGCAGAAUGGCUUAUUUUCCAAAAGUGCUAUGUUUUCAGCUAAAACGCUUUGGCUAUUCUACAAAUUUGAGGAAAUCAGUCAAAAUCAGCGAUUCUAUGACGUUUCCUGAGAGAUGUAAGAUUUCUAACAAGCAUCGUGGCCAAGAGGAUGAAUCCAUAUAUGACCUUUUUUCUGUGAUUGUGCACAGAGGCACUGCAUACUUUGGUCAUUAUUAUGCUUAUAUAAGGCAUUUACCAGAAAGAGAAUGGUAUUACUUCAAUGAUGAAAUAGUUACAAAAGCUUCAUGGAAAGAUAUUGAAAUAUCUUUUGGAUCAUCCAAACAUUCCUAUCUUGGUGAUGAUUGUGUUGGAACUGCUUAUCUUCUUUUCUAUAAAAAAGCAAAAGAAAUCACUUCACCUCGCUGUGAUGCAUAGAAUCAACUUGAAACUUGAGAUGUGUUCCAGAUUAAAGCAUAAGAUAUUUGUUUCAGAAAACGCAAACAAUAUAGUGUGACAUACAGUCAGAAUAAAGUGAUUUUAUUUGUUUGACAAGACGUUACAAUGAAUGGUUUGCAUAUCGUUGAAUGCUAACUGCUUUUGUAAAUUCAAAAAUCAACGUCCCAUGUUUGUUUCUAACCAUUCACCAUUUUCAAGGAUUUUCAAGGAUUUGUAGGGGACAAUAUAGGAUACUAUAUAAAGUAGUAGUUUUAAAAAUCAUAUAACAUGGUUGUGCUAAGAAUCAAUGUGCAUUAUGUAGUAUGUAAUGAUAACAACAAUAAUUCCUCAACAUCAGCCCUUAGAAAUUAUUCAUUAUUAAUUUUGUAGUUAACUGAGUUACUGUUCCCUAUUAAUAGCCGUUUCUAUUGUUGUUCUAAUGCUAAUAAGAAAUACAGUAGUUAACAGUUUAGUUUGAAAACAAUUAAUUAGUCAUAAACCUUAAUUAAUGUAACAACAUAAGUAUGUGAACAUGUUAGCUAUAGAUUGCUGAGUAUAUGACUCCCAAAGAACCAGAAAGAAAGACUGCAGAUGACACUCAAAGAUGAAUGCCUCAAAACUGAAUCGGCGUCUGU